This is a messenger RNA of Colossoma macropomum (tambaqui), 4298 nucleotides long. Its product is annotated as protein phosphatase Slingshot homolog 3. Bases 268 to 2166 code for a protein of 632 amino acids. The record is from RefSeq and is a predicted model, not a curated record. Gene Ontology annotation, molecular function: protein tyrosine/serine/threonine phosphatase activity; actin binding. The transcript has 16 exons. Gene Ontology annotation, biological process: negative regulation of actin filament polymerization; actin cytoskeleton organization; protein dephosphorylation. NCBI's taxonomy places the organism in Eukaryota, Metazoa, Chordata, Actinopteri, Characiformes, Serrasalmidae. Gene Ontology annotation, cellular component: cytoplasm.
GUUCCCUCAAACGAGCUGCAACUCCCCUUUAAAUGGCUGUUUCAACCCCAGACAGAAGUUUUUACAGAAGGAUUAAAAUAACUUGGCGAAAGAGAGGAGAGGAGGAUAACUAAUCAACCAGCAGCGAGGUGAAGGGGAGAGGUGGUCUGUUUGGAUCUUCUGGAGAAGGAUUCUGAUUUUCUUCGUAAGUCUGACCACCCUGAGAGCCUCUUCUGUGAGCUUUCCUGCUAAAUCUGCCCGGAACUGAGGCGGGAAGACGGCUGUGGGAUGGCUUUGCUGACCCUGCACAGAUCACCAUCUGUUUGCACCCCAACAGAUGAAAGCAUUCCGAGAAGAGGGAGACUUCAGAAGAGAGAAAGUUUUGCACUUGUUAAAGGGGCGGUGCUUCUGCUGGAGGAAGGAGGGGCUCAUGUUGUAACCACACCCCCUUCAUAUCCAAGUGAUGGGCUCGUAACCACACCCCCUUCAUAUCCAAGUGAUGGGCUCGGAGGCGGAGCCUCAGACACUCAGCAUCGGCACUUACAAGCCAUGGUUUCGUUGCUACGGCCGGAGGACACGGUCAAACUGGCCGUGCGGUUAGAGUCUGCAAGUGCGGUCCGAGUCAGAUAUUUGCUGAUAGUUGCAACGUCCAGUCGCAAACAGGAGAGUCUACUGCUGGGUAUGGACUUCCCCAGUAUAAACAGUGAUCACUGCACUAUUGGCCUUGUCUUGCCUAUAUGGAGUGAUACACAGGUGUAUUUGGAUGGUGAUGGUGGUUUCAGUGUAACAUCUGCAGCCGUCACAAGGACAUUCAAGCCUGUGUCUAUACAGACAAUGUGGUCCGUGCUGCAGGCUCUGCACGGCUGCUGUGAGCGUGCGAUGCGAGGGGCCGUUAUCCCAGGCUGUGGGCUGGACUGGGCGACUCACUACCGGCGGCACAUAGAGUCUGACCGGCACUGCCUGAACGAGUGGAUGGCCAUGACCGGCCUGGAGUCCGUCCGCAAGGACAGCAAAGGCAGCUCCACCGAGAGAGAGAGUGUGGAGAGAGAGAUCAAAACUCAGCUCAGGGACAUCAUGAGAACUGAAGACCUGGAGAACAUCACCUCCAAACAGGUCCGAUCUGCUCUGGAGGAGAGGAUAGGCAUAGAUAUGAAGAACUACAAGGAGUACAUUGACAAUGAAAUGAUGGUCACCAUGGCACAGAUGGACAAACCAUCCAAAAUAUUAGACUACCUUUUUCUGGGCUCUGAAUGGAACGCCGCUAACUUCGAGGAGCUUCAGAAAAACAAUGUGGGCUACAUCCUAAAUGUCACCAUGGAGAUCGAUAACUUUUUCCCAGAAUCCUUCACCUACAUGAAUGUCAGGGUUUAUGACGUCGAGGCAACAGACCUUCUGUCACACUGGAAUAACACGUACAGGUUCAUCAGUGAAGCAAGGAAGAACGGGCAGGCUGUAUUGGUCCACUGUAAAAUGGGCGUGUCUCGCUCCGCCUCCACGGUGAUCGCAUUCGUGAUGAAGCAGCAGGGCUGGUCUUUAGACCACGCCCUCAACCACGUCCGAGAGCGCCGUCCAAUCGUCCAGCCCAACGAAGGCUUCCUCAGACAGCUGCAGACAUACAGUGGGAUUCUGAGCGCCAGUAAACAGCGUCACAGCGCCCUCUGGAGGCGGAGGUCCAAAUCAGAGACCCAGCAGACAGACGCCAAACAACAAGACCGGGGCACAGAGAGCGAAGGAGAACAAGGAGACGAUGAAGAGGAGGAGGACGAAGAGAGCCCAGAGGAGGAAGAGAGCUAUGAGGAUGAAGGAAAAGAUGUAAUGGUGUUUGAAGAGCCAGUGCCUAACAGUAUCCCUAUUCCUACAGUGGAAGAGACAGUUAAUACUUUAAACCCUCUAAUUAAUAUCCAGGAGGUGUGUUCGAGUCCCAGUCCGAGCAGAAGCGGCAGGAUGGACCUGUUUUCCCUCAUGCAGUCCAUCCAGCUAGAUGAUGAGGAGAGAGUGAGCGAUAUAGAAGGUGCUGCCGCCCAGAGGCGAUCGCCAGCACAGCGCAGACGGAGCCACAAACGGCGAGCUUUAACUCACCAGCGAGCACACGUGGACGUUUCGCCGGACCCGAGCAGCCUGAAUAGAAAGCAGGACGAGACUCAGGAGCCGGUGGAACAAACAGGAGGAACAAACAGUGGUCAAUGAUAAAGAGGGAAGGUAGGAAGAGCUGAAGAACAGAGACACUGAGUGAGAGAGAAAGGUAGAUAGGGAGCGAGGGAAAGAAUACUCCUCAUGAUGCACACCAGUUUUAUUUAUCCUGCUUAUCAGUUUGAUUUUAAUGAUGUAUUAUGGAAUAAUGUUGUAAUGUUUUUGAGGCUUUGAGUUCAGAGAAUUUGCCACACACACACACACACACACACAGUACUGUACAAAAGUCAGAGACUCGUCAUUUAUUUAACCUCCACUCAAAACGGCCGUUUAGUACAAAUUAAUCAUAUUACAGUGAAAACAUAACAGAAUAUUACACCUUAUACCUUUUCUUAUUUUCAGGAGACUAACUUGGUUUCUUCUUUAACUUGUACUUAAUGGCUGUUUUGGCUGGGGGUAAGUAAAUGAAAGGUGGUCUCUGUAGGUCAGUGCAAUUCACGCACACUGAAUGUGACUACACUGUCAACACAAAGCAGAACACACAUGCGUGCGCACACACUCACACACUCUGCAGUAGACACUGCAGUUUAUAUCACAGAGCCUAUCAGUCAUUUUAUAUUUCCAAUUCAAGAACUUUACUCCUGAAAGCAGAGUUUGGAAGCAUCUCUGAUGUCACUCUGUGCCUUUCUGCACACACACACAGCCUGAGCCAUGCACUCACUCACACCUCGCUGAUUUUAAUGCAGUAUUAGAGAAUAUGUAGUGAAAGGCAUAACCUUGAGUGUUUUCUGGAGAUAAACCCUCUCUGGCCCUGUAUUACUACUAAAAUUAUUAUUAUUAUUAUCAUUAUUAUUAUUAUUAUUAUUAUUUAGGGCUGACCCAGAAAGCAUUUUACAGACUUCAAAUACUCAUUGAUUUUUUUUUUUUCCAAACGAAUACUCGAAUGCUCAUUAAAAAAAAAAAACACUCUUAAAAACAAUAAAUAUUUGAAGCCUUUUUGGUAGUCAGAACAUAGUCAUAUGCAAAAGUAAUAACUAAGGUCAAAUUACAUAUUUUGUUGAGUUUCGAAAUAACAUCUUGUAUAGGGAACAAACUUUAAAUAUGACAUUUUUUCAGCAGCUUUUACUGCAUCAUUUCUGUUUAAAACAAAACAUACAAUAUAAUGUGCCGUAACAUUUGCACAAGCAACAUUUUUAGGUUUUAUUUUCUUUCUAUGUUGUUAAAUUCGGUAAAUAAACAGUUACUGUGCAUUAAAUUAUGCAGAAGCGUGUCUCUGUAGGAGGAUGUGUUCCCUUAUUUACACUUAGAAAAUCAACAAAUACAUGGAAUUUGACUGGGGGUGCCCAAACCCACAUGACCAUGUGACUCCAUUUUAAGCAGUGUUUUGGUCACACCAACUUUGGACAUUACGUCAGUCAUCAAAACACAAGCCCUUCCUAAAGGCCUGUGCCUGGUGACUGUUGGGUUAUCAGGUUAACUGUCCCCAGUGAUGGUAAACACUUGUUUACCACCACUUUGUUUAUCUAUUGAUUUGUUUAAUGCAAACUAUGACAAGACACAAGUCAAUGGGUUCGUUCCAAAACAUUACCACAGUUUUUCUGUAUACAGUUGUAUGCAAAAGUUUGAGCACCGCUGGUCGAAUGACAUGUCGAUAUUCUGAGUGUAAAUAAGUUACACAUCCUCUACAGAGACACACUGCACAUUUUAAUACACAAUGACUGUUGAUUUUGACAUGUUGGCUUAAAAAAAUAAAAUAAAAUAAAUGUGGCCUGUGCAAAAGUUGUGGUGCAUUUUAUAUUUUAUGUUUUUUUGUUAUGUUAAACUCAGCAAAUAAAUGGAAAUUGUGCACUAAUAUUUGCAGGAAAAUGUCAUAUUUAACUUUUGUAGAGGAAAAAUCAACAAAACAUGUAAUUUGACUGGGAGUGUUUUGUAUACGACCGUAGAUGCUUGCUAUAAUUUAUUUUUCUAUAUAUUAACAAUAAUUGUUCUAUUUAAGGCCUUUGCUGAUGAAAUUUAUGUAAGGCUGCAAUUUUUGUGGCGAAGCUUCUGAAUACUAAAUAGAGAAACCCCGAGUAUUAUUGGGACCAGCCCAAUAAUAUUAUUAUUAUUAUUAUUAUUAGUAGUAGUAGUAGUAGUAGUAGUAGUAGUAGUAGUAGUAGUCGUAGUCGUAGUAGUAUUAAUGUUUUUUU